UUCUGUUUUAAUUUUACUGUGCUGUGGUAAGUAAUGUGUUGUUUAUGUGUAUUUUGUCGUAGUAUUACUCGUCUAGAUUGCAUCCAGGAAACUUGGAGCUGCACAGUGCAGGAACAGCACCAGCUGUGAUCAGCACAUGCAGCCAUGUUUUCACUUGGCUUGGAGGAAACACUUGAUCUGCUUUGUGUUCUGCUGGCAUGACUGUCAGUGGUUCAUGACAAGCUGAAAUCAUAUUUUGAAGUCCUGCUGAAAAUCUAGGUUUAUUAUUUUUUAAGCCAUGGUCCAACUCUAUGUAGCCAUCUCACUUUAUUCUCUGUAGCUGCUGUAGCUUACACCUUUCCUCCACCAGACGUGACGUAAAAUGUGUGGGAAUGUCACCGGGUGACACAAGAGCCAAGCGAAGAGUCAUGUGGAGCUGAUUGGCUUAGGGUUAGCAUUGUGUGAAGUCGUUUAACAAUGGUUUAAAUGUUGUAGACAAUUGUUUAUGUUGAAAUGUUACAUACUACAGCUUUAAUAGAGAGUUCCAUGGAGUUUUCUCUGACUUUGGUUUCACAUGUAUCCCAUCUAAUCAAAGAGCUUUCAACAUGCAAAGAAUGUUCUGUACUAUACUUAAAGAAGAUAAUUAUUGUUGGAUGUUUUAUUUAAUUAUCUACUUCAGGUUUAUCCCGUCACUUCAAAAUCAUGGAAAGCCAGUUUAUCUGGUGGGCCAAAGAAUCUAAACAAGUCAUUCUACUACAAAUCGCCAAAAACCCACCCACAGUAACAAGUAUGUCAAGUACUGUGAAGUGUUUUAAUGUCCUGCAAUGGAAACCUUGAAAUCUCAUGUAUACUACAUGUGUUUUUGCAGCUGAAUAUACCAUUUAACAUUUUGUGUUUUUCUUUUAUGAGAAUUUGCAGUCAUCAAGUGUCUGCAUAUCCAUCACAGUUUGUUGAUCACAGUUAAAAUCCAUUAGAAACUAGAAUCCAGAAUGUUGGUUCUGGUGGUUUUCUCACCACGAUCGGCUCAGUCUGUAGCUGUGGUGUAUUCUCUCUCAUGUCUCCUCCUCAGAUUCAACCCUCUGAAGGCGCUGCAGCCCAAACGCCGCCUGCAGCAAAUACUAGCGUCCUCGCCCGUCCCGGUGCCCAAGCCGGCGUCCGGGUCGGAUGCUGAGUCGGCGCCUACGGUGGCUACGGUGGCUACGGCGUCCGUGGCCGUUCCUGUGCCUGCGCCUCCUGCGUUUGACUACUGCAGGUUCAUAGAGCUAGACUACGUUCCCAUGGAGACAGGCUAUAUGGUCUCAAUGCGUCCGACUAAAGGCUUUGCAUCAUCAUCGCCAUCAUCGUCCAGGUCGCCAAGUAAAGGAUACACGUCCACUAAGUCUCCGGACCGACAGGGCCGCUCCACAAACUCUCCCUCCACCUCUCGUUCUCGGCGGACACCGGCCACGCCCAGCAAUAGAGAUCCCCAUGGCAACGCCUCCGUUAGCAGCAACUCAGGCUCUUGUAAAGGCAGCGACUGCAGCCCCACCAAAGGACGCCACCAGAAGUACACGUCUUGUACAGACAACCAUGGCAUCCGGCCUCCUCCACCAGAGCAAUACCUCACGCCCCUGCAGCAGAAAGAGGUGUGUAUCCGACACCUGCGGGCCAGGCUAAAAGAAACCAUCAACACACUGCAAGACAGGGACACAGAGAUAGAUGAGUUGAGGGGACGGCUGUACAGGAUGCAAGAGGACUGGGUUGAGGAGGAGUGUCACCGUGUGGAGGCUCAGCUGGCUCUGAAGGAGGCGCGUCAGGAGAUCCAGCAGCUCAAACAGGCUGUGGACACCGUCCGCACCAGGCUCAGUGACGCAGGUGGGCUCAGUGGGGACGUGGGGGUCCAGAAGUACUUCCAGGAUAUCAACACACAGAACCACAAGCUUGAGAACCUCUUGCUCAAUAUGGAGUUGGCCCAGGCUGGAUUAGCCAAAGAGGGGGAAGCCAUGGGCUUUCGGACCCGUGUUGGCGGUUCGGCACCAGCGUCGGUAUCAGGGGAAAGUCCUGGAGCAAUACCCAAACUGGCAGUAGGAGGGAGAGGGUCUUGUUCCUGUGAUGGUUCCCCUGCUCGGUCUCUGACCCGGAGCUCCACCUACACUAAACUCACUGAUCAGGCGUUGGCAGACCAGAAUGGCAAUGGGCAAGAUUUUCCCUGUCUGUCAGGUGAUGGCACCCAGGACAGUGGGUUUGUGUGCUGUGGAGAGAGCGGCGUUCCCAGCCGAGCCGACCUGCUGCUGGAGGCCGCCUUCCUCUCUGAGGAAACGGCAUCUUUACUCAACUCCUACACACAGGCCUUCUCUCAGUCCUUACCCCACUCUCUACCCAACUCCCUGCCUCACACCUACUCCCAUACCUUACCUCGUUCUUUCCCUCACAAUCUGUCCCACUCUGUUCCCCACACUAUGCCGCACUCCUCCACCUAUGAGAAGCUGUGCACAGGAGAGCGGCUGAUGCCCUUGCGUUGUGGCCUGGGUGGAGUGAACUGCAUGAGUCACCCAUGCCUGUCCCACCACCAUCUGUACCUGCACUCCUUGAGGGAAGCAGGCAUUCAGACUGAAAGCUGCCCGAUCCCGGCUACAGCAGGUUACCCAUCUGAUCUGGACACCAUUGCAGAGCAACGCACUUUCCGCUCCCAGGGCUGCAGCCCCACCUCCACCUGGAUUUCUGAUGAUGGGGGUGAGGAGGAUCUGGACUCCAUCACCACCACAACUUCAAUAACCACAGCGACAAUAAUGAGUACAGCAACAGAACCAAUCCCAGUUUCCAAAACACCUGUAGUCCCUCCGCUACCACGGUCUGCUACUGUGGCAUGUUCCAUGGAGAGACCUUUGUGUAGAGGGAUGGAAAAGCAGGAGAUAGAAGACAGAGAGAAAGAAGCUGAGGCAACAGAGAAGCAGAGUGAGGAAUUAGUGAUCAAUCUGGAGGAUGAAGAGCAGCAGAGAGGCUCAGUGGAAGGUGAUGAGGUGGAAGAUCAAUGUAUCGUGGAGGAAGCAACGUCAGUAGAACUGUGCGAUUUCGCAGAGACAUCACCAGGGAUGCAGGGUGAGCUAAAAUUUGCAAGUUGCUGUGGAGAAACCAGGCAGGAUGGAACAAUAAUGAAAAACCUUGGCACGGAAGAAGUUGAUUCUUCAGCGGGAUCCUCUCAGGUCGAGACAAUUAUCGGAGUAUCACCCAGUGUAGAACAGCCUCAUACCUCCCAGCCACAAAGAUCUACGUCCCACGAGGAGAUAGCUGGUGUCACUGUGGUGGAAGUGCACGAUGACGAUGAAACUCAAGAACAGGACACGGCAGGGGGCGCCACAGCAGAGGAGGGAGAGUCAUCGGACUCUGGGAUGAUCCAGAAAAGCUACUGGAGUCGUCACUUCCUCAUUGACCUGCUCGCUGUGGCCAUCCCGGUGGUGCCAACGGUGGCGUGGCUGUGCCGCGGUCCGGUCCGUGGCGGUCAGCCCAUGUACCACAUCGGGUCGCUGCUGCGAGGCUGCUGCACUGUGGCACUGCACUCGCUGCGCAGGGGAGGAGGGCUGAGGCAUUACCCCGCAGGCGGGGGAGACUUGGGUGGAUCACUAAUAUAAGAAAGAACAUGUUCAGCACUUCUUUGGUCCCUAAAAUGGAACCUGUCCUGUUUUGAGUCUUUAUCUUCAGCUGGAUGAAAGAGGGAUGUGAGGAGGUGGAGAAGAGGUGGUGGUUGUGGGUCGAGGAAAAUGAUGGAGGUACCAGGAAGAGGAAAUUAACGUUUAUGACUAAGACUUCUGACCGCAUGUGUAACCUGUUGCUGUGGGUAGGGAAGUGUAAUAAUGUCACGCCAGAAAAAUAUAGAUGUAUCAGUAUCACAUUAUAACGUGAAAAGUUGUUUUUCACAAAAUACUAACCUGUUUUCACUUCUUCUUUGUUCAGUGAAUACAAAGCAAUACUAAGAAAAGUCAAAGACAAAAUAAUUCAAAGUAAAUAAAUUAACAAUACAAAACAUAGUAGUAAUAAUUAUGAUACUACUUGUAAUAUGUAUAUAUAGAGAAAUACAAAGAACAUCAAUCCACAGAACAUAUUUUAAAACAUGAAAAAGUGCAACAAAUGUAAUAUAUAAUGGGCAAUCAUUUCCAGACAAAAAUAGAUAAGUAAAACUAAAACAAAUGAUAAUAUAAUAUAAAUAAAAAUAUAAAAUAAUGGACAUAUUUUCUGUUUUUUCUGACAUUCCAUACCAAGUACCUAAAUGACAUCACUAUAGCAUGAAGUGUUUCACAUUAUAAUGAAAUAAGUUGGUGUUAGUGAUUUAUAUGCUGUAUUAUGCAGUUGUGAACUAGCUCUUGACUUUCUGCUCUCUACAAAAACACUUGCUAUUGAGAUCAUUUCUUGUUAUGAUGUGAUACAGUUGUGUGUGAUUAUAAUGUGAAAAACACAGUUUAAGCUUUAAACCUUUCACGUUAUUGUGUGACACUGAUGAAAGUUUGUUUUUCUGGCACGGCUGUGAUGGUCCGACUAUUGUUGCUAACAAAAUGUCUGCUUACAUUUUCUCAAAUGAAUGAUCUUUGUUUGGAUGUUUGACGCUGAUUGUCUAUUUUUAAGUUCAUGGGAAAAUUUUAAUGAUCAGUCAAAUCCAUAAAUCUCGGUGAGAAGGAUUAGGGCCAAAAAUGUAAAAAUAAAAAAGCCAGAAUUUUUUCCAGGAUAUCAACACAGAACCACAAGCUCGAGAACCUCUUGCUCAUUAUGGAGUUGGCUCAGGCUGGAUUAGCCAAAGAGGGGGAAGCCAUGGGCUGCCAUGGGAACCGCCAACCCGUGUUGGCGGUUCGGCACCAGCAUAAAAAUUAAAAAAUAAAAAAGCCAGAUUUUUUUCUUGUUGCGUCACUCUGCAAAUAAUUUUUAAAAACACAGAACUAAAGGAGUCUGGGUUGUGUAUCAGGGUUUAGGGAUCAUAUCUGGGAUAAGGGUGUUGUCUUUGUGUGUGUGUGUUUCAGAGGAUUUGAUGAAGGACCUUUGCUGAACUGGUGCAGAAGUUGAUCUAUCAUUCAUUCAUUUGAGGGUCACAGUCAUAGUCUGCUUGUGUUUGACUGUGGGGCGGAAGCUGGAGAAAAUCCAUACGCCCACCCCUGAGAUUCAAACUGGGGACCUUCUUGCUGUGAGGCGACAGUGCCACCCACCAUAGCACCGUGUAAAAAGCCAAAAUUCUCUGACUAUCAAAGACUUUUGAGCCAAUUGUGGAUGAGAAAACCUGCAAAAAUAAUCUUAAUAGUUAAGUUAAGCGAGAGAAAAAACACAAAUCAGUUUUAUUUUAUUUUUAUUUAUUUAUUAUUUAUUUGGCAUAUUUGCACUAUUGUUCACUUUAAGAAUUUUUACUUGAAGUUGAGAUUGUAUGGAAAUUCAAAUAUGUGUGUGUUUUUCCACUGAGUUCAAAUGUUGUGUUGGUCUGUGGCGAUGAAUCCUGUUUGAGGCAAAAACAAAGCAGGUUUAACUUAACUAAGACAUUUCAGGUAGAUGUACAUGUACAUAUAUAUAUAUACUAUACAUAUAUAUAUAUAUAUAUAUAUAUAAAGAUAGAUAUAGAUGUAAAAAAAUAGGAUAAUAAUACAUGUCAUUAUUUCUGUGAAUAUUGCAAACCAGCUGCCUUUCAUCUGUAAAACGAGCUUCUGAUCCAAACUUUUGUCCACAAAAAAAAAUACUGAAAAGCCUAAAUGUUGUUGUACAUUAUGUAAAAUCACACAUGAGAUAAUGGGCAGUGUGUUGUUCACUAGAGAUGGGACAAAAUGAUAAUUUCCGUGAUUAUCGUGAAAAUGAUUUUAAAAAUGUUUUAAUUUAAUUAAUUAUUUGCACAAAAAAAUUUGCACAAAUGAGAACGAAACAGGAAACAGAUGAACCAUAUGUGACUGUUGUUGGAAAAAGAAAAACACUGAUAGAACAAAAUGUUUUAAAGUCAUAGAAACAUUUUACAACAUUUUGUAAGGUUAUGGAAACAUUUUACAAAAUAUAAAGUUACAAAAACCUUUUACAAAAUUUGAAGUUUCAAUAACAUUUUACAAAAUCUUGUAAAGUUACAAAAACAUCUUACAAAA
Molecule: messenger RNA, 6056 nt
Organism: Solea solea (common sole)
Lineage: Eukaryota; Metazoa; Chordata; Actinopteri; Pleuronectiformes; Soleidae
Gene: snphb
Product: syntaphilin b
Exons: 5
Coding region: 969-3587 (872 amino acids)
Biological process (GO): neuron differentiation
Cellular component (GO): cytoplasmic microtubule; mitochondrion
Source: RefSeq, a predicted model, not a curated record